UCAGGCUUAGAAUUGGAUGUUGAUCAACUCGUUACACACACGCCAUAUAUAUGUUUUAUACAUGUAUGAUAUGUAUAUAAAUCAUAGGGCGCCAGCCACCAUCCAUCAUCAAUCUCAUCAAGACCACAACCCGGCCGGCAUUCAUUCUCCUCUCUAGCCAACUAGGGUUUCACAGUUAAAGGCUUCUCUCCAGUUCUAUGCUGCAGCAAAUACAUGUGUUAGAAAGAAUGGCAUUUAAGGGUUUGAAGAUACGAAGCUAUAAAGCGCAAAUCGACAGAGACCGAGUGGAAGAGCUUGGAAGGCGAUGCGAGGUAGGGCCGGCCGAUCAACGUGUGUUCUUCGUGGAUACAAUGGGUGACCCCAUUUGUAGAGUUCGCAACUGUCCACUGUACAAAAUGCUGGUGGCUGAGCUCCACAACGAGAUUGUUGGUGUCAUUCAAGGCACUAUAAAGGUGGUCACGCUUCAUCACCGGCCAUCCAAGGACGGCGCCAAAGUGGGUUAUAUCCUUGGCCUAAGAGUCUCCCAUUUUCACCGCCAAAAAGGGAUUGGUUCGAGCCUGGUUCAGCGUUUACAGGAAUGGUUCGUCGCCAACCAAGUUGAUUACGCUUACAUGGCCACCGAGAAAGACAAUCUGGCCUCGGUUAACCUCUUCGUGAACAAGCUCGGAUUCGUCAAGUUCAGAACUCCGUCAAUUCUGGUCCAGCCGGUUAAAACCCACUCCGUUUAUAAUCUGUCGCCAAGCGUUGAGAUUGCUAAGCUCAAGAUUGAACAAGCCGAGUUUCUGUACAAGAAGUUCAUGGCUUCGGCCGAGUUCUUCCCUCAUGAUAUAGACAAAAUACUUUGCAACAAGCUCAGCCUGGGGACUUGGGUCGCCUACCCUAAAGGGCAUGCAAAACUUUCGGAAUUCGGGUUGAGAGGGAGAGUUCCUAGUAGCUGGGCCAUGCUGAGCGUUUGGAACAGCGGCGGCCUGUUCAAGCUGAGGAUGGAGAGAGGGACGUCGUCGUGCUUCCUAUACGAAAUGUAUUCGAGAGCUAUCCGCAGGCUAUUGCCGUGCUUCAAAAUCACAGAAUUGCCCGACUUCUUCGAUCCGUUUGGAUUCUAUUUCCUCUACGGAAUUCUCCACGAGGGUCCAUCGUCCGGCAAGCUGGUCCAAACACUGUGUAAAUUUGUCCACAACAUGGCCACCAUGGCGGAAGGCUGCAAGGUUAUAGUGACAGAAGUUGGUGGUGGCGACAGCCUGAAGGUUCACAUCCCACAUUGGAAGUUGCUGUCAUGCCCGGAGGAUCUGUGGUGCGUAAAGGCCUUGAAGAAAGAAGAGAGAAGCUCCAUUGACGAAUUGACAAAAACGCCACUAAAAUCAUCAGCUCUCUUUGUAGAUCCAAGAGAGGUAUAAUCAAUCAAUUAGCCGUACAAUUUCAGCCGAAAUUGAAAACCCAACUCUGAUCGAUAGUACUGUUUAAUAUCUCCGUGUAUUAUCUAUCUAGUAUCUACUACACAUCUCGCUGCCGGGGGCUUUGCUACGUUCCUCUCCUCUUGUUCUUUUCACAUCUGUGACACGAUGUAUCUCGAAAGAUUUCCCUAAUUGGGUGCCUCCUUUCUGCCUGCCUGGCUUUGAUGGUUAAGUCCAUCCUUUUUGGUAGCUAGCUUUCGAUUUGGACUAAUCGAGCGGGGGGCAGUGGUCCAGCUUAUUUGUCCCAUCUACUUUAGGAUAGCGAAAUGAACUAUACUUCGGCACGUUUGCCCAUUGUCCCGUCGCUGUAAGCUCGACAAGCCAACGUGCGACCUUAACAGCUUAUGGUCUCCAUGAAGUGAAAGAACAAUAACAUAGCCAAUA
Diospyros lotus (date-plum) is the source of this 1835-nucleotide messenger RNA. Its product is annotated as probable N-acetyltransferase HLS1. The record is from RefSeq and is a predicted model, not a curated record. Lineage: Eukaryota; Viridiplantae; Streptophyta; Magnoliopsida; Ericales; Ebenaceae. Gene Ontology annotation, molecular function: acyltransferase activity, transferring groups other than amino-acyl groups. The transcript is spliced from 3 exons. The coding region runs from base 198 to 1394 and encodes 398 amino acids.